Messenger RNA from Chara braunii, 3724 nucleotides. Lineage: Eukaryota; Viridiplantae; Streptophyta; Charophyceae; Charales; Characeae. The record is from the annotation of a GenBank genome assembly.
GCGCAGGCUGAGUGCGGUACAGGCGUGCGUGUGUGGAGUUUGGUGUACUUUGUCUUGUCAUGGCCGCUGCUCCUCGUCGGCUUAUUGGGAUGACAAAGCAGCCAUUACGGAAUUCGUGGCUGAAACCCACAACUGCGGUCCAGGUGUCUUUGGUGGCCUCAAUACUGACAACUCUUCUGAUCACAUUCCAGCUUCUUGACCCAGGACAGGAAAUCGAUCGCUCGAGCGGCAGGCAUAGGAAGUGGGGCUCGGAUGGUGGGCUGUUUGGCGGAAAGGGUGGGGGGGGAGGACUCGGAGGAGGCAUUGUAUCUUCCCUCCUGCAAAGACGGAAUCGAACGGCAAUCUCCUCUUCCUCGGCCGGCAAGGAAGAUCUCAAUGGCCAGGGAGGGAAGGAUUCUAGCGAAACGGACCCCUCAGAAGAUCAGUGGGCGGCGGAGGAACACUUUGUUCCUGAAAUCGUGUCCGUCGAUCCGUAUCAUGCACCGGCGGCCGGUGGGGAAACGAUCACCAUACAGGGGUAUGCCCUGGGUGCCCAGAUAGUGGCGAAGAAACAGCGCCUUCUCCUCGAGAAGGAGAAGUCCAAGACUAUGCAGGCAGCCGAUGCUGGUACCGGGGCAGGAGAGGGAGGAGCUGCAGAGUCUGAUGGGAACGGGAAAGGAGAAGAAGAGGAUGAGGAUGAGGACGAACAAAAUGCUCGCCCGGAGGAGGCUGUUUAUGUGCUGAUUGGUGGAACCCCCUGCACCAGGUUGGAAGCCGUUGAAGGCGGUGACAAGGACUCGUGGAAUCAGGGCGCUGCGGAAUCUCUCCGUUGCAUAGUUCCUCCCGGUGUGGGGAUCCGAAUGAACGUCCAGGUGAGCGUUCAUUACGAAACGGGUGAGGUGAAGAUCAGUCGAAGAAACAAGCUUUUCUCGUACGAUGAUCCGGAGGUACUUCAGGUGUCUCCUACGCAAUGCCCCGUCUCCGGGGGUUGCACCAUCACCAUCACGGGGAAGAACUUCGGACCCGCAGACGAUCGUUUCCCGGUCGAUGCGCUUGUCGGGGGAACGCCCUGCAGUCAGACGGUUAAGAUAAUGGAUUCGUCGUUGCUCUGUGCCGUGCCACGCGGCACUCCCGGAGCGAAAGCUGUCGUUGUGGCUGUCGGCAUCGGCGAGCACCAUGUCGAGUCGCGCUACAAUCGACUGUUUAGUUACAUCCUCACUCCUGAAGAGAAGCUGGACUUGGAGAGAGACUCAAUAGUCGAGGGCCUUCCUGUGAAAUUCCGUGAGGUUCCGGUUGUCAUGCAUUUGGGAGAGGUCAAGCGCGCAAGACCAUUUGAAACCUACUUCAAGGACCCGCUGACCGGUCAGACGUGUUCCUACAGCAUGCCACCCCACUUGAUUGAGGUUCUUCCCACAGAAGACCUUCCUCACCACAACUUUGACACGUGUGCGGUUGUCGGCGGCCAUCGGUCCCUCUACCAGCACGAUCGGAGCGUGGAAAUCGACUCUGCUGCUGCCGUCAUUCGGAUCAACUUGGAAAACUCCGAAAAGCACCCUCUGGAAUCCUACGGUGGCCGUCGAGCCGACUUCCGGGUCAUUUCCACAGCGGCUGUCAAGGUGUUCCUUGACCGCGCCCCUGGCAACCUAGGAAGGGCCCAAUUACCCUACCCCUUUUCUAACACCCGGCUCAUCAUUUGGAGCGAGUAUGCACAGGACCUUUACGUCCAGCUGAUGCGCACGUUUCACCGAAUCCCAGCUUUCUUCCUGUCGAGGCACUUUGCACACAGCGUGCACGUGUUGUACGCCGAGCUCUCAAGGCGGCUCGAAAGGCUUGGUAUUGUGGACCUACAAGCGACAAGGUUGCGGUCCCGCCGGCAACGACAACAGCAGCCCUUGCUCAAAGACAUGGAUGAAGAGGAGGACCGUGAGGAGAACAUGGGCAGAGAUGAAACCGGAGAACAGGAAGGACAUGAGCAGAUCGACAAGGAGGACGGUGAGCGAAGGACUGGGCAGGAAGGUGGGGUGAAUGAGCAGAAUUCUUUCAGGAUCGUGGACACGAGAACACCUCCGGCUGCUCGGAGCAACCUUAGGUGGAUUGAGGUGAAGAGAGAGAACGGCCGAGGAGAAGGAGGUGGUACUGGGAAGCGAUUUGCAAGGGGCAGAGCAAUUUUGCACACCGAGGCAGGUUCCAUUCUGGUUAAUAGUGAGGGCAGAGAACCGACACAAGUGUUGAGAAGGAGGAAAGGGGUCCAAAAUGUGGAUGGCGCAGGCGACUCAAGUCCGAAUCAUGUGCUUCAAGAUGCCGCCUUUGGUCGACUUCGAAAUCCAAUGGGCGAGAACAACACCCGAGGGAUAGGAGGACGCCAGAAAGAUGACGACUUUCGUCCAGAUCAUAGCAGUCGCGACCUUGUAGUUCAUGGCCGCAGUGCCUUUAGUAAGCUUCAGAGUGCAGGGGAUACGACUACUGACAGGAGUGUCGAUGGUGAUGUGACGGUUAUGGGAGUUACGCCAGAACAGUGGUUGUCAUUGAACCACACUAAUUAUCUUGCACACGAGAAUGCGGAGGAUCGGUUAAGAGAACGCAGUCUGGGUAUGGGUCGUAUGGCCGUGCCUGCUAGGCGAAGACAGUCCAGGUACAUGGCUGCACGUGUCGGGCUAAGGCAGUCCAGCAACAUGGCUGCACAAGGCGUUAUCCGCAGGGAAGAGGAAGAAACCUUUAGGAGAUCCAAUGGCACCUCCUUCUCCACAGAGAGCCGCAAUCUACGACACCUGCUUGCCGAAUCUGGCCUCUCUGGCCUUGCAAGGUUUAGGUCCGAUUCGGAUGAGACUUCAAACAACAGCUCGAUUGCGAAGCUAACAUCGGCACACUGGACUGCGCUGGACGACUCUCUGUCAGGAGUCAACGAUGUCGAACCCCAGAAUCCGAGUACGCCCUCAGCGGAGUUUUAUGCAACGAUGUUUGCGAUACAGAUCUGUGACCGGGUGGACCUUUAUGGGUUUCCACCAUAUUCAAAGAUGGACGAGUACUACGCGAUGGUGAACAGAGAUUCACAGCAGGACAGCGCUGAAGGAGACCAGCGGACGGGCAGCAGACGGGUUCUGCUGUCCAGGCGGCGGGCUUCCCGGUUGGCGUAUCGAGGUCAUGGACAAGUGAACGGUCUUGGCGAGGAUGCUCGGGUAGUGGAGAAACCGGCAGAGGACAUGGGUCUGGUGCGGGACACGGUUCCCACGGGCCCGAAGUUGGAUCUUGAGGCAGCACUCCUACAUCUCCUCGAGCUGCACGAUUAUGUCCAUGUUCAUUAUUGAUGUACAAUGUAUAGAGCAACCUUUCACACACACACACACACACACACACACACACACACACAAUGUACAAUGUAUAGAGCAACCUUUGCCACACACACACACACACACACACACACACACACACUGACAUACAAUAAAGAAGAAGAAGAAGACAGAACAAAGAGACCGUUCACAUUAACGAAGAAGUUGUGGUUGACUCAGAAAGAAAAACCUUAGUCCAUGAGUGUAGCUAGGUAGCGUUCACGACUGUCCCACCCCUACAGCAGACUUCUUUCAACCUUACAGCAGAGUCAGCAGACUUAUUUUUCUUGUUUCUUCAUGACCGCAAGAGGGAGUGCAAUUCUUCUGAAGUCAGGUAUCUGGCCCAUAUAUGGCUGAUGGUAUACACAUGUAACUGUUAGGAAAAGAAAAAGAAAGGAAAAUAAAUGCAAGAGUUUGGA